AUGGCAGGUCAGAAGGAGAAAGAGGUUAUGAAAGAGAUGGAAAAAGAGGAAGAGGAUAUGAAAGAGGAGGACAAAGGGGAAGAGGAUAUGAAAGAGAAGGACAAAGAAGAAGAGGAUAUGAAAGAGAAGGACAAAGGGGAAGAGGAUAUGAAAGAGGAGGACAAAGGGGAAGAGGAUAUGAAAGAGAAGGACAAAGAAGAAGAGGAUAUGAAAGAGAAGGACAAAGGGGAAGAGGAUAUGAAAGAGAAGGACAAAGGGGAAGAGGAUGUGAUAGAGAAGGACAAAGGGGAAGAGGGUUUGCAUAUGGAUACGGACAAGGAAGAGAUGGACAAAGGGGAAGAGGAUUUAAUUAUGGAAGAGAAGUUAGACAAAGGGGGGGAGGAAAUUUGUAUGGAAGAAAAGAUGGACAGAGAAGAAGAGGAUUUGAAUAUGGGUAUGGAAGAGGGAGAGGGUUUGGAUAUAGAAGAGAAGAUGGACAAAUAG
Molecule: messenger RNA, 483 nt
Organism: Leptopilina boulardi
Lineage: Eukaryota; Metazoa; Arthropoda; Insecta; Hymenoptera; Figitidae
Product: high mobility group nucleosome-binding domain-containing protein 5-like
Exons: 1
Coding region: 1-483 (160 amino acids)
Source: RefSeq, a predicted model, not a curated record